AUGAUUGUUUAAAAGAAAGUUUAACGAUUAAGGCAUAAUCCUGGAUAAAUAUUGUUUAGUAUACUAUUAUCACAAACUGUAAAUGAAAAUAUUAUUAUUUAGAUUAUGUGUAUGUUUAUGAUUUAUAGUCAAUUUUAUGUUGUUGAUGAGUCAAAGCAAUACAAAUUUACAAUGACUAUAACUGAAAGAAGUUGUAAAUUGAUAGCUGUACCUUCUUUAAUAGCUUCAAUGUUAUAUGCAAUAUUAAACAUUUUAUUAAUUGCCAAUCUAUAUUGUCAGAUUUAUGUAAAGAAUUAUAAGAGUUUUAAUUUGAAAGAAGAGGUUAUGUUGGGUGUUGCCUUAAUAAUAAUUAUCUCCAUUUUAUUAGUUUUGCUAAGUCAAGAUUUAGGUGUUAGGUAUUUUUUAUAAAGUGACAAGCAUUUUAGGAGAUUGCAAUUUAGAAUCUUAGAAUGUGUUUGCUGUAUUUUUAGUCUACCUUAGAGGUGUAUUGAUGAUAAUAUUAUCAAUAAUAUUGAUAAAAUUGUAAAGACAUUCACCUGAAAUAUUGUAAACUGAAAUAUACAAGACAUCAAUGGAUAAGUUUAUAAGAAAAUACUUACAUACUUAUAUAAAAGUGAAUGUAAGUUAUGCUUGGCUAUUUAUAAUUUCAAGAUUGUUAAUUGUAUUUAAUUGUUUCUAAUAUAGCCAAUAAUUCUGAAUUAUAAUCAGAAUUAAGAAUAAUUGAUAAAUAUUUUAUCAUUCAUCUAAGCAACAUUGACAUUAAUAAUGACUAUACUUCGACUCCAUGAACCAAUAAUUCAUAGACAUAUUAAGUAUCUAUUUAUGCCAAAAGCUUGUGUUCUUUAGGAAAGACUACUAAACAAAACUAAUCAAAUAAGUGAAGAUUCAUAGAAUAAAUCUUAUCAGAAUAUUAUGAUAUAAACUUAAGGAUAAGAUAUUAUUGGAAUUAAGUUGUAUUAAUAAUAAAAACAUAAUUCAUUGACACUCUCUUUAGAACAAUAUGAUAUCGGACCUUUAUUACCUUAAGAAUCUAUUUAGUGUUAAUAAAUUGAAAUAUAGAAUGUUAUAGAACAUAAUGGACAUAAUGAAUUAAUAUUAUUAUUAUAAGCAAGUUAUGAGAUGUUAGAAGAGUAUUAAUAUUGUUAGAAUAGUGAGAUGACUUAUUAUUAAUUUAAUAAGAUUUAAUAACGUUAAAUUUAUAUUAAUUAGAAUAAUCAUAUUUUGGUAACUACUUAUGGUUAAGAUAUAUUGAGUUUGAAAUUAAGAGAAUACUUUGGUAUAAAUCUAAAACAAAUUAAGUAUUCUUUGGAUAUGUCUUAUAAUAUAGAUAAUUUAAGAUCUUAAUAAUUACCAUAAGAAGGUACUUUAUUUAUUACUCAUGAUAAUUUAAUUUCAAUUGAGUUUAUUACGAAAGAAUAAAAAAGAUAAUUAACAAAAGGAGGUGGUGUAUAAUUGUUAUGGUAAAGAUUAGAUUAAGAAUUUACAUGUGCUCUUGGAAUAUUUUUACCUGUAAUAUUUGGAAUACAUUCAUAUUAUUUAAAUGGAAAUUAUUAUACUAUAGUUUUUAAAUUGAAUAGAAUGAGAUUAAAAUAUCCUUUAUUUGAAUAAUUAUGGUCUCAUUAAGUAGUUUUAAAUAGUUUAAUUAAAUAAAAUAUAAUAGGUUGGAUAACAAUUGAAAAUGGUAUUUAUAAUAAAAGAUUUUUGGCUUAAGAAGUUAAAGAUGGUAAAUAUAAUAUUAUUUUUAAUAUGAAUGAUUAUUUAUUGGAUGAAAAUGAUAAAUAUUCAUUAAUGGAUAUGAUUAGACGUGAUUAUGCUACCAUGUAAUAAAUGAAAUGUUCAUUCACUUUAUAAUUUGUUUAUACAAAACAUACUUCUGCAAGAUUAAAUAGUUUGGCAGGCAAAGAAAAAUAAUUUGAUUAAGAUUAAUCAGUUGCAAUUAAGAAUAAAAAGAAAACAAAACAUAUUAUUGGAAAUAUAGCUUCAUUUGAAUUAAAAACUAAAUUAGGAUUUGUUUAAGUAUUUUGGGAUGAUUGCUGGAAAUAUUACUAAUCUGACAUUGAAAAACUUAUAUAGAUUGUUAAUGAUAAAUUUUGA
Molecule: messenger RNA, 2094 nt
Organism: Paramecium primaurelia
Lineage: Eukaryota; Ciliophora; Oligohymenophorea; Peniculida; Parameciidae
Source: the annotation of a GenBank genome assembly